Bubalus bubalis (water buffalo) is the source of this 1761-nucleotide messenger RNA. RefSeq names its product TUB like protein 1 (gene TULP1). The record is from RefSeq and is a predicted model, not a curated record. The transcript is spliced from 15 exons. Gene Ontology annotation, biological process: protein localization to cilium. Gene Ontology annotation, molecular function: actin filament binding. Lineage: Eukaryota; Metazoa; Chordata; Mammalia; Artiodactyla; Bovidae. Gene Ontology annotation, cellular component: cilium. The coding region runs from base 118 to 1761 and encodes 547 amino acids.
CUGGAGCCUGCAGGAGGUGGGGGUGAGGCUGAGCCUGGAUUAGCUGGGGCCGGGGGCAGGGAAGCUUCUAGAGCUGCAGGGUGGCCAGAGAAGUGGGUGCAGCCAGGCGCGGGCACCAUGCCGCUGCAGGACGACACCCUCCGAGAGGUGUGGGCCUCAGACAGCGGACACGAGGAGGAAGGCCGGAGCCCUGAGGUCCAGCAGCGCACCAAGCAGCGACAGAAGUUGAGGAAGAAAAAGCCAGAAGCCCCAGAGGCUCCCUGCCCCACGGGAUCCAAGCCCCGGAGACCUGGAGCCGGGCGGAAGGGGAAGCCGCGGGAGGAGCCCGCGCAGGGACCGGCUGAGGCCCGGGCAGCGCAAACAGUCUACACCAAGUUCCUCAGGGACCCCGAGGCCAAGAAGCGCGACCCCCGGGAGACCUUCUUGGUAGCCCGCGCCCCAGACGCCCCGGACACGGAGGACGGGGAUGAGGAGGAGGAAGAGGAUGACCUGGAAGAUGAAGACGAAGAGGAGGAAAAGAAAGAAAGAGUCCGCCUGCCUCCCAAGAAACCCCCCAAAGAGAAGGCUUCUACAGACAUCAAGGAGAGGAAGACCAAGGCCCAGGGUCCAAAGGGAGAUCUGGGAAGCCCUGGCCCCCCACUGAAACCUCUUCGAGUUAAGAAAAAGGAGGCUCCAGCGGGGGAAGGGACCAAGAUAAGAAAGAUGAAGAAGAAAGCAGGGUCCGGGGAGGCUGACAAGGACUGCUCCGUGAGCCCAGGCACAGUGAAGAAGACACCAGCAGCCAUGUUUCUGGUUCCCGGGGAGUGCCCAGCGGAGAAAGCUCUGAAGAAGAAGGGAACUCCCAAAGGCUCCGAAGAGGAGAAGAAGGAGGAAGGGGAGGAGGACAAUGAGGCGGCCGCUGCGAUGACCAAGAACAGCAAUCAGAAGGGCAAAGCCAAGGGAAAAGGCAAAAAGAAAGCGAAGGAGGACAGGGCCCCAUCCCCACCCGUGGAAGUGGACGAACCCCAGGAGUUCGUGCUUCGGCCUGCCCCCCAGGGCCGGACGGUCCGCUGCCGGCUGACCCGGGACAAGAAGGGCAUGGACCGGGGCCUGUAUCCCUCCUACUUCCUGCACCUGGACACCGAGAAGAAGGUGUUUCUCUUGGCCGGCAGGAAGCGGAAACGCAGCAAGACUGCCAACUACCUCAUCUCUAGCGAUCCCACCAAUCUGUCCCGAGGAGGGGAGAAUUUCAUUGGGAAGCUGAGGUCCAACCUCCUGGGAAACCGCUUUACCGUCUUUGACAAUGGGCAGAACCCGCACCGCGGCGGCAGCACGGACGUGGGGAGCCUUCGGCAGGAGCUGGCGGCCGUGAUCUACGAAACCAAUGUGCUGGGCUUCCGAGGUCCCCGGCGCAUGACAGUCAUCAUUCCUGGCAUGAAUUCCGACAACGAAAGGGUGCCCAUUCGGCCUCGCAACGCCAGCGACGGGCUGCUGGUGCGCUGGCAGAACAAGACACUGGAGAGCCUCAUCGAGCUGCACAACAAGCCCCCCAUCUGGAACGAAGACAGUGGCUCCUACACCCUCAACUUCCAAGGCCGAGUCACCCAGGCCUCAGUCAAGAACUUCCAGAUUGUCCACGCUGACGACCCCGACUACAUCGUGCUGCAGUUCGGCCGCGUGGCCGAGGACGCCUUCACCCUAGACUACCGGUAUCCGCUGUGCGCCCUGCAGGCGUUCGCCAUCGCCCUCUCCAGUUUCGACGGGAAGCUGGCCUGCGAGUGA